This is a messenger RNA of Bactrocera oleae (olive fruit fly), 424 nucleotides long. Lineage: Eukaryota; Metazoa; Arthropoda; Insecta; Diptera; Tephritidae. The record is from RefSeq and is a predicted model, not a curated record.
AUUAAUAAAAUGAAUUGGUGGGACCGUUUGAUUUCAACAGAUCCACCUAUAUCAACCCGUAAAAUUAAUCCAGAACCAUCAAAGCUUUCUGAUUUGGAUGGUGAAACGCGAAGUUUGGUUGAGAAAAUGAUGUAUGAUCAACGUCAAAAAGAAAUGGGAUUGCCAACAAGUGAAGACAAAAGAAAAAUAGAAAUAUUGGAGAAGUUUAAAAUGCAGCAUCCUGAAAUGGAUUUCUCUAAUUGCAAAUUCAACUGAUGUUAAUUUUUUAAGAGAUUUUUUUUUAAAUUUUGUACAUAUAUCCAUGCCAAGACUUUUGAAUAAAAAAACUGUGGCGAAAUGAAUUUAUUGUGCAAAGUCAAGGAUAUGGCUGCCUCAUAAAAUAAAUGGUUCCAAAUUUCAUUCGUUCCAUAGCUGCCUUAAAUCA